This is a messenger RNA of Psilocybe cubensis, 1470 nucleotides long. RefSeq lists its product as uncharacterized. The transcript has 7 exons. The record is from RefSeq and is a predicted model, not a curated record. The coding region runs from base 1 to 1470 and encodes 489 amino acids. Lineage: Eukaryota; Fungi; Basidiomycota; Agaricomycetes; Agaricales; Agrocybaceae.
AUGGUCGAAACGUCGGUCCUCGGCCCCAUUGACCCCGCAUCUUUGAAAAAGGACCAGGAGGAAGAAAAAUCGGCACCAUGGAUCGUUAGAAAACUAGUAGGCUCAGUGACCGGACGAAUCGUCAUGUCGUCAUACGAAACGCUACGGGCGACGGGUACCAACAUUAUUUGCCUUUCUCCUUGGGGAGAUUCAUCGCCGCUGUUUUUGCCCUGCAUACGAUUCCGUGACCUCGCCGUACACACUGUUAUAGCAGCUACAGGAGGGAUGGCAGCCGUAGCAGCUCCGGUCAUGGGACCAGUUUCGGAUGUGGUGGUUGGGUCGCUCGGUGAUACAGUUUUAGUCGAACUUGGCCUCCACGCCGGAUUUGGCCUCACCACGAAACUUGCGAACGAUCUUGUUUUCGAUAAAACUAUCAAAAAAAUAGUCCCAAUACAUUCAGACAGACUUGAAACCACCGCCGUCAAAGUGCUCCUUAUAACACUCAAGUAUAAACACACCAUGACAGACGCUGCGCUGGGGUUUUACCGUAGCUCUCUACAUUCGGAUAACUCUCUGUUUGCUGCGGUCAAAGACUAUCUAUCGGUUGAGAAAGGAUGGUUCUCACCCUACCUUUUCGCGAGCGCGCGACGACCGAUCAUUCCAAGAAACAUGAAACCUGAUAUUAUCUUCUGUCAUGGUCCAUUUUUAUCAGGUGAGCACCUAAUCCACCUCUAUGCAAUUCUCCCGUCUGUCGCAUGUGAACCUAAAGGCGAUUACAAAAUUGGAGAAACGCUGCUAAAGGAAUCAGCACAUGUAAUUGAACUAUGUGACGCACCUCCGGCCGAGCCCACUGAAGUAGAGGAGGAGGAUCAUCAUUUGAGUUUGAAGAAUCUGUCCAUCCCUUCACUUUCCACUAUGUUUAACCGGUCCAGAACGCCGUCUCCAGAGCCGGAGUUGACACCCUUGCCGAACCCUCCGAAACCGCGUCGAAUGGUUAUUCUCCUAGUGGGACUCAAACCACACCGAAAAAUGUGGACACUGAGUGCACGCCCAAGCGAAAGCGUCAUGAAUUACAUUCUUCUCAAUGGCUGUCCAGCCAUCGUAGUUCCCGUCAAACUGGGAGGGCCAUUGGUUGCGUGGGAUGGGCUAACUCUUGAACAACUCUGGGAGAUUGAUUUGCCACCCAGCGACGGAGCGCUAAGUGCAUCAGGAAAAUUCGAAGGCAUUGUUGAUGUUGUGUUUGAAUAUAUCGACCUGUGCGUCGAUUGGGAAAGGGUAAAUAUUCCGGUUGCAGAGUCGGAAACGGAACAAGAAGGUAAUUUGCAGACAGUGGUGUCGGAUCUUAAAGGCGGUGAGGCAUUGUCCCGAAAGCUACUCAAAGAUGCGGUCAUUCUACUCGUUGCUGCAGCAAUAAGAAGCAGGUCUAGUAAGGAAGCCAAGAAGGAGAUUGAUGGCGAACGAAGUGGAAUUGCUAUGUGGAGAAUACCGUAG